AUGGAAUGGGGCCCCCUGGGAGUGCGGAAGGACGUGACCCCCUCACAGGGCUGCCCCGCCCUCGGGAUCACGGUGCCGACCACGGAGCACGAGCUGGUUCGCCUGGAGCUCGACCAAUCAGGACACGCCCUACUCUAUCUCGGCCAAUCAGAGCAGCGUUCCAACGACCGCAAGCUGCGACCUACUUCCUUCCAGCCACCUCUACUCCAGUGCAACGCUCCAGAACUUCCGCCGCUGACUCACUUCCUCAACUCCUUUAACGGCGCCGCCAGGGCCUCCCUCGCCCUCCCUUUGGCAUCCGUCGUCUUUCUCAUCCUCUAA
Messenger RNA from Nezara viridula (southern green stink bug), 321 nucleotides. Lineage: Eukaryota; Metazoa; Arthropoda; Insecta; Hemiptera; Pentatomidae. The record is from the annotation of a GenBank genome assembly.